AUGGCCAGGUACCACGUACUUCUAAUACUAGGCCUAAGCGCUUACUAUAGCCAUGCAGCGUCUAACCGUAUGACUUACUGUGAGUACAUGGACAAGAUCGGAGUAAAGGAUGAUAGAUGUACCAGGAAAGUGCGACAGAUCGAGGAAGCAGAAGACGGAAACGGUAAGCCAACCAAGUGGACGGAGUCGGCGGACGGGCCGGUCAAGAAGUUUAAGCCUCGUUUCCUGAUAGCUACCAUCUGGAAACGGGUUGAUAACGAUAACGAAGGCAUUCAGGCAAGGCUUCAGCGUGAUCGUGUCAUGAGACAACAGAACGAAGCCCAGCACGGUGGACCUUGGACGCCAGACACUGAUAACAAUGGUUUCAGCUACAGAAACGGUAAUAAUGGGGACAACAACGGAAUGAACCUUGUAUUUGAUAACAAGAUACAAGACUCCCAGAUCUUUCCACCAAACAAUGACGACACGGUACGUGAAGUUCGGAGAAAGAAGAUUUUGUUUAACAACAAUAAUAUUAAUGAUAACAUAGUCAACCGUGAGACGUCAGUGUUCGAUCCUCUACCAACAAAACCAAUCUUCCAGAGAACUGAUUUCGAUACCAAAGUAGCUCAACGCAGAAUUCAGAAUUCCGAUGCUCAGCCAGAACAACCAACCAAUCCUGACGCCAUUCCCAACCCGACAGUCCAGCUAACCAAUCAGCUGAACCAAUUCCUUCACCACGAGAACAGUCUGCUCAAGAUCAAGAUCUUCAAGUUGAAGCGCAAACAGCGUCGCCUCAGGUCCAAGAUCCGUGUCCUGAAGUGGGCGGUGGCGUUGCUUCAGAAGCGCGUAGCCGAUCAGAAGGCCGAACGGAAGCGGCGGCCGAAAAUGUUGGUCGCCAAGUCGGAACGCCUAACCACCGCCGUUCUCGCGGCUCCGGAGCGGCCCAUCGUCGCCGACUCCGCUCACUUGGAGCAUUAUUCUUCUGGAUUUAGGCGUUCAAGGGACUCUGCCGAGCGUGCCACCCGUUUACAAACAAUGCUACUUAAAGUACAAUCCAAGAAACUGUUUGCGUACGCCGUCCUGCGAAAGUAA
Bursaphelenchus okinawaensis is the source of this 1074-nucleotide messenger RNA. Lineage: Eukaryota; Metazoa; Nematoda; Chromadorea; Rhabditida; Aphelenchoididae. The record is from the annotation of a GenBank genome assembly.